AUGGACACUACUAUAGAGACCAACGAAGUGAUCUCGACCCCUCCACCUACGACAGAGGAUGCUACGGUGGUCUUGGACCCGCCUGCCAAGCUUAGAGUCGUGCUAGAAGACACAGUCGGGGACAAGAGGCUUGCUCUACUAUGCUACCUCAAUGACGUUGCAGACGUGCGCAAAAACAUCCGUACAUGGUGGGAGCGCUAUCGCUCUAGCGAACUCGCCCUAGGGACUGUCGCGUCACUGACCCAGGACAGGAUUUCUCGCCUUCGAGACGCGUCCGCACACAUAACAGCAGAGUAUCCAGAGUUCACUCGGUUCAAGGAGAUUGCAACAUUCCUGAACUUGGAUCUGGGGUUUGAGCAUGGCAGACUGGUCGAUCUGAAGUACGACGACAUCACCAUGGCUAGCAAUGAACCUUCGUCUUUCUUACUUAUAGACGCCUGGACGGAGUUAGUUCUGCUGCGCACUAACCUGCAGAACUACUCGUCGACAUCGCCGACCGACAGGGAAGAGUCGGCAAAUGCCGAAAAGCACAUUGCUACUAGCCAUCCUCUCGCUAGCACUCUCAUGGCUUCGCGCGAAGUGGAGAAGCUCGCGGAUAUCUGGCACCUGGCUGGCCCUGGCGAAUGCCCAGAUCGCGCGACGGCAGACUGGAUCGAGUUCCUGCACGACAUAGAGAAAGCGAUCGGCGUGAACCUCGUUACGACUCUGCAGAUUCAGCUCGACGUUCUGGAUGUCAUGAAGCAAGCACCUCUAAGCCACGUCCCCUUCCUUGCUGCCGUUGCCCUGAGGGCUUCGACAUCGCGCAAAAUGCUGAAGGACAUGACCGCGGACCUACCUUUCUAG
Messenger RNA from Fulvia fulva, 843 nucleotides. RefSeq lists its product as uncharacterized. Lineage: Eukaryota; Fungi; Ascomycota; Dothideomycetes; Mycosphaerellales; Mycosphaerellaceae. Bases 1 to 843 code for a protein of 280 amino acids. The record is from RefSeq and is a predicted model, not a curated record. The transcript has a single exon.